AUGGAAUCAAUUUUAAAUAUCGAGGAUGAAAUUAAUUCAAAAGAUCCUUUACAUCCUGUAAAUCUUAUUCCUGAAUUAUGUAGAUUAUUUUAUAAAUUAGGUUGGGUUACAGGAACAGGAGGAGGAAUUUCUAUUCGUGACGGUGAAUUAGUAUAUAUUGCACCUUCAGGAGUUCAAAAAGAACGCAUCAAACCAAAAGACUUAUUUGUAUUGCUAUUAUCAACAAGGCGAGAACUACGUUCACCUGAACGAUAUAAACCAUCAGCCUGUACUCCAUUAUUUUAUAACGCAUAUACAUUACGUAAUGCUAAUGCAUGUAUUCACACCCAUUCACAAAAUGCAGUAAUGGUCACCCUGUUAUAUAGUAAUAGCGAAGUAUUUGAAAUAACGCACCAGGAAAUGAUUAAGGGUAUUAGACGUGGGAGUAGCAAAGAAAAUUUCGAGUAUUUUGAUAGUUUGGUUGUGCCGAUUAUUGAAAAUACGGCCAAAGAAGAAGAUCUGACUGAAGAUAUGGCAAAAAUUAUGACAAAGUAUCCCGAGACAAAUGCUGUUUUAGUAAGAAGACAUGAAUCAUGGGAGAAAGCAAAGACAAUGUGUGAAUGUUACGAUUAUUUAUUUGAGAUAGCUGUCAAAAUGAAAAGUAUUGGGUUAGAUCCAGCAGCCAAGCCGUAA
Messenger RNA from Entrophospora sp. SA101, 672 nucleotides. The record is from the annotation of a GenBank genome assembly. NCBI's taxonomy places the organism in Eukaryota, Fungi, Glomeromycota, Glomeromycetes, Entrophosporales, Entrophosporaceae.